This is a messenger RNA of Fonticula alba, 723 nucleotides long. RefSeq lists its product as hypothetical. NCBI's taxonomy places the organism in Eukaryota, Rotosphaerida, Fonticulaceae. Bases 1 to 723 code for a protein of 240 amino acids. The transcript has 4 exons. The record is from RefSeq and is a predicted model, not a curated record.
AUGCUUCGCACCACCCGCCAGCUGUCGAUGGCGCGCGCGCCGUUCGCGCGCUGCCUUUCGAGCGCCUUCGAGGCGGUUCCCGCACAGGCAUCCUGUAUGAUCAUCGCGGCCCGGGCCCCGGCCAGCGAGACCCCCGCCCCGGAAGAUGGCUUCCGGCUGCUGUUCCUCAAGCGCUCGGCCACCAUGCGCUUCCAGCCGAACUUCCACGCUUUCCCCGGGGGCAAGGUCGACCCGACCGAUGCCCUGCUGGCGCAGGCCCUUCGCGAGGCGGCCUUCCCCACGCUGGAUGCCAGUGCGGCCGUCGAUCGCUCGGCCAACUGGCACGCGGACAUCGACGCGCGGGCCAUCUUCCUGCGGGACCGGGCGCCCUCGCUGGAUGCCCCACUGGGCCCGGACGCGAUGCUCAUCACCCGCGCCUGCCGGCCGCCCUUCUCCAACCGGGCCGAGCUGCCGGUCCUGGGGGAUCUGCCGGCGGCGCGGGCCCCGCGGCCGGCCCCGGCCACCCGGACCACGGUCCUGCUGCCGGGCGACGCGGACUACCCGCGGCACCUGGCGGCCUUGCUGGCGGCGCAGGGGCCGGAUGCGCGGGCACCGGCGCCGGACGCCGUGCCGGUGGCCGCCGCCACCCCCGGGGCCGCUCCCCGCCGCCGGCGCCUGGUGCGCUUCGACCUGGACGAGGAGGACCCGCCCGGCGCCGAGGCGCCCUUCCUGCUGCUGCGCUGA